This is a messenger RNA of Serendipita indica DSM 11827, 2841 nucleotides long. NCBI's taxonomy places the organism in Eukaryota, Fungi, Basidiomycota, Agaricomycetes, Sebacinales, Serendipitaceae. The record is from the annotation of a GenBank genome assembly.
AUGCUCACGAGCGAAACAAACCUGCAUUCUCCCGAGGUGGUAUACGACCGUCUCAUCUCCCUGGAGAGUGCUGGUGCCAUUGACAACGUAUACAGCCUCGUCUUCGAGCGUAUAGAACCCGAGUACCAAGGUGCCAUGUGUGAAAUGCUGGCACUGCUCCUUGCUGCGUUUGAACCGCUCACUGUUGACGACCUGGACGAUAUCCUGAAGCAGGCAAAACUACACGGAAGUGCCAAAGCGUUGUUCAACAUAUGUCGACUGGAGUCAUCUUUCUACCUCAAUAAGCAGAUCCCAGAUCUUGAUAUCAGAAUAUCAAAAUAUAUUCCGAGAAGACUUCGAUAUGCCAGCUCGCAUUGGUUGUUCCAUGUGUCAGGAAUGGACAACAAGAGGCCGUGCCCGCUGGAGAACGAUGUUGGGUACAUUCUUCGAAGUCCACUAGUGCUAUAUUGGAUGGAGGUUCUUAGCUUCACGAGAAGCGUGCCACGAGCAAUCGACGGUCUGCGCGCGCUCUCAGAUAACAUGGCACUCGGAGAAGAGAUAAGAUGGCGGAUCAAUGACACCCUAAGGUGUUUGAUAGCGUUUUUGGUGCCAAUUCAGGAGAGCGCUCCACAUAUUUACAUCUCAGCGCUUCCGUUUAUGCCCAAAAAGUCUAUUCUACGGAUUGAAGGUCUAAAAAAGUAUAGUGAGACGUUGAGGGUGACUCAAGGCCUCGAGGAGGUGUAUCCUGGGCUGCCUGACAGUUUGCGAGGCCACAGUGACUCGGUCUUGGCCGUCGCAUUCUCGCCAGACGGCUCACGAAUCGUCUCUGGCUCGACGACCAGACAAUUCGACUUUGGGACGCAAAGACUGGUGAGCCGCCACUGGGUCAACGCCGUCGCAUUCUCGCCAGACGGCUCACGAAUCGUCUCUGGCUCGAGGGACCAGACAAUUCGACUUUGGGACGCAAAGACUGGUGAGCCGCACUCGGUCACCGCCGUCGCAUUCUCGCCAGACGGCUCACGAAUCGUCUCUGGCUCUUUGGACCAGACAAUUCGACUUUGGGACGCAAAGACUGCGGCUGGUCAACGCCGUCGCAUUCUCGCCAGACGGCUCACGAAUCGUCUCUGGCUCGACGACCAGACAAUUCGACUUUGGGACGCAAAGACUGGUGAGCCGGUAGGAGACCCACUCCGAGGCCACAGCGACUCGGUCAACGCCGUCGCAUUCUCGCCAGACGGCUCACGAAUCGUCUCUGGCUCUUGGGACCAGACAAUUCGACUUUGGGACGCAAAGACUGCACUCGGUCAACGCCGUCGCAUUCUCGCCAGACGGCUCACGAAUCGUCUCUGGCUCUGGGACCAGACAAUUCGACUUUGGGACGCAAAGACUGGUGAGCCGGUAGGAGACCCACUCCGAGGCCACAGCAGCUCGGUCACCGCCGUCGCAUUCUCGCCAGACGGCUCACGAAUCGUCUCUGGCUCUUUGGACCAGACAAUUCGACUUUGGGACGCAAAGACUGGUGAGCCGGUAGGAGACCCACUCCGAGGCCACAGCCACUCGGACCAGACAAUUCGACUUUGGGACGCAAAGACUGGUGAGCCGGUAGGAGACCCACUCCGAGGCCACAGCAACUCGGUCAACGCCGUCGCAUUCUCGCCAGACGGCUCACGAAUCGUCUCUGGCUCUUGGGACCAGACAAUUCGACUUUGGGACGCAAAGACUGGUGAGCCGGUAGGAGACCCACUCCGAGGCCACAGCAGCUGGGUCAACGCCGUCGCAUUCUCGCCAGACGGCUCACGAAUCGUCUCUGGCUCGAGCGACCAGACAAUUCGACUUUGGGACGCAAAGACUGGUGAGCCGGUAGGAGACCCACUCCGAGGCCACAGCAGCUCGGUCUUGGCCGUCGCAUUCUCGCCAGACGGCUCACGAAUCGUCUCUGGCUCUGACGACCAGACAAUUCGACUUUGGGACGCAAAGACUGCGACUCGGGUCAACGCCGUCGCAUUCUCGCCAGACGGCUCACGAAUCGUCUCUGGCUCUUUGGACCAGACAAUUCGACUUUGGGACGCAAAGACUGGUGAGCCGGUAGGAGACCCACUCCGAGGCCACAGCCACUCGGUCAACGCCGUCGCAUUCUCGCCAGACGGCUCACGAAUCGUCUCUGGCUCGAGGACGAGACAAUUCGACUUUGGGACGCAAAGACUGGUGAGCCGCAGCUCGGUCACCGCCGUCGCAUUCUCGCCAGACGGCUCACGAAUCGUCUCUGGCUCUGGGACCAGACAAUUCGACUUUGGGACGCAAAGACUGCGAUCGGUCACCGCCGUCGCUAUCUCUCAAAGCGACUCACAAUUAGUCUCUGGUUCUCAAGACAACACCAUUCGCCUUUGGGAUACGGAUAUUGUUCUGCCGUCGAAUCAUUUAUUCCAACAUCGUGUCGACCAGGACAAUGCUACGGCGUCUUUGCCGGAGAAUUUAGCAAUCAUAUCUGGCUCCACGAGUGACAUGGGUCCAGUCUCUCGAGACGCAUUUGGUCGGUAUAGUGGUGAAGACAGCCGCUCUCAAGAGACAGAGGGAACCCCCCAACCCUCUGAUAUCCCCCAGGAAAUGGACGGGAUUCCUUUAAACACUCUUAUUCCUGGCUUCAAUCAGUGCUCACUUGUGCACGAUGGCUGGGUUCAAUCUUCUGGUAGAUUUCUCUUCUGGGUGCCACCAAACAAUCGACAUGGACUACAAUAUCCGCAAUCCCUUCUAACCAUGCCGAAGGCGAGUUCUCUUCGUGUAACCAAACUCGAUUUCAGUCAUUUUCAAUGUGGUCCCUCUUGGGCCAAAGUUCGAACAACUGCCACUGGCGAAUUAUUGUAA